UUCAAAAAACCGCCUGCUAGGUUUCAAGCGACACAUGCCGCAAUGUUUACUACAUUUCACGUAACUCUCAAUUCGCUUCUUCGCUUCAUUUAAAUAAUAUGAAAUGUGUAAGUACGUUUACAAUCGCGAAAAAAGUACUUAGCAAAAGUCAGCGGUCUUUGAAACUCUACGAUCAGUGCAAACAUGAAUACUCAUCGAGCAAACAGGCGUUCGCAGAGAGUGAAAGUGACAAAGAAAAACAAAAUUUGCUCGAAAAUGAAACCAGAUACAAUGAGAUCAAUUUGCAAAUGUUAUCUAGAAAUUUAUAUCAACAGAUUUUUGGCAACGACUUUAACAGAGCUGAAUUCGACGAAAAUGCAGUGUUGUCGGUGAAAAAAGAUUUGGCUAAAUUUGAAAUAUCAACUUCCAAUUCAGAAAUUAUACCGGAUGUAAAUAUAACCAUUCCUCCACUUAAAGGGUCUAAUAUUGAAGAACACUUUAAAAAUAUAGCAAGAGAACAAGUUGAUCCAUACUUGAAUAUUAUUUUCAAUUUGCUGGGUAAUAUUCCUCCUAUGCCCAAAAAAUUUGUAUUCCAAGAAGGAUGGACCAAAUACUAUAACAAUACGUAUGAAUCUGUUGAUUAUCCUGAAGAAGAUGGAUUAAUUUAUGACGUUGAAGUUUGCGUAAAAAAUGGGCCAUUUCCAACCUUAGCUACUGCUGUUGGGAAUAACGCAUGGUAUAGUUGGUGUUCAAAACAGCUCAUAGACGGUGGGUCACAAAAUUUCAGUAAUAAAAUUGUUACACCAGAUUACUUAAUUCCUUUAGAAAGUUCUAAAAGUGAUAAAGGAACUUGUUUAAAUAACUUUCAAAAAACCCCAAAAAUAAUUGUUGGACAUAAUGUUUCCUAUGAUCGUGUUCGAACAAAAGAACAAUAUUGGUUGAAUGAGACUGCCACUAGAUUCUUGGAUACUAUGUCUUUACAUAUAUGCAUAAGUGGUUCAAGUAGUUAUCAAAGAACUAUUUUACAAUCUAAAAGUGCAGCAGAAGAAAAUCAUUAUUUACAUUCAAUUUCAUCUCUUAACAAUUUAGCUGAUGUUCACAAGCUUUACUGUAAAACUGAAAUAAACAAGGAAGAAAGAAAUAUUUUUGUAGAAGAAGAAAUUGAAGUUAUUAGAGAAAAAUUUCAAGAAUUAACACAUUACUGUGCAUCUGAUGUAAUUGCAACUCACAAUGUUUUGAAAAAAUUGUUUCCUAUGUUUCUUGAAAGAUUUCCUCAUCCAGCAACUUUAGCUGGAAUGUUAGAACUUGGCUCAGCAUAUUUACCAGUUAACUAUAAUUGGAAACGAUAUAUUGAAGAGGCCGAAACAACUUUUGAUGAUUUAAAUUUGGAAAGCAAAAGUUGUUUAUCCAGAAGAGCAGACCAAGUAUGUAGGUUGUUAUUAGAUGAACAAUACAAAGAAAAUCCUUGGAUGUGGGAUGAAGAUUGGUCGAUCAAAGAUCUUAAAAUGAAAAAAGGCUGUGAAAAAGUAUAUCUUAAACAAAAAGAAGAUUUAGCUACUUUAGAUAGGAAACCUAACAUAAUUGAAAAGUUUAAUUAUUUAGAGAAAACUAGAGAAUAUCUUCCCAAAAAAAAGUCUCAUUUGCCAGGUUACCCAAAUUGGUAUAGAAAAUUAUGCUACAAAGAUGAAGAAUGUGAAAUCAAGUUUCCCAAAGCUCAAAAAAUCAGUACUUCCAUGAAUGUGACACCAAAAAUUUUAAAUCUAUCAUGGAAAAAUUAUCCACUUCAUCACAUAAAAGAAUUUGGUUGGGGUUUUUUGGUGCCUUACAAAGCUGAAAGCUCUACUUCAAAAAUACCAUUGGAACAAAUAUUUCGGCAUUUAUCAAAUAAAAAUGUAUCUCCUGAAGAGCACAAUAAAUUGAUCAGAGAAACAAUUAUAAACAUUCAAGAAGAAAAAAAUUCUAAAGAAGUAUCUCGUCCAAGCUGGUUUCAACCAGCAAAACCAGAUGAUCAACCUGAUGCGAAUUUGGAUGAUUGUUGUUAUUUUUUCAAACUACCUCAUAAAGAUGGACUGUUUUUAAAUGUUGGCAAUCCUUUGGCUAAAGAUUUUAUCAACAAAUUUUUGGAAAAUGUUCUUACUGGAAUAGACGCGAGUGCCACAAGAAUUUUGGAAAUUUCAACAAUGUCUUCAUAUUGGAAAAAUAAUAGAGAUCGAAUUCUUUCUCAACUUGUAGUGUGGCUAGAUAGCAAAGAAAACUUCAUGAAUUCAAAAGUCAAGAAAAACCAUCAGACAAUUAAUUUCGGAGCAAUCAUUCCACAGGUCGUUGUAUCUGGUACUUUAACAAGAAGAGCAGUUGAACCCACGUGGAUGACGGCCUCAAACGCUCAGUACGAUAGGAUCGGUUCUGAAUUGCGAGCGAUGAUCAACGCCCCUGCAAACUACAAUAUCGUCGGAGCGGACGUGGAUAGUCAAGAGUUAUGGAUUGCCUCCGUGUUAGGGGACGCUUUUUCAACGGCAAAUAAAAUACAAGGAGGAACUCCAUUCAGCUGGAUGACCUUGAUAGGAGACAAAUCGAAACGCACCGAUAUGCACAGUGUCACCGCCAAAGCUAUCGGCAUCUCGCGAGAUCAAGCCAAGAUCAUCAACUACGCUAGAAUUUACGGCGCUGGUAAAAUAUUCGCCAAAAGAUUAUUGAAGCAGUUCAACCCCACGAUGAGCGACAAAGAGGCAAGUGAAAAGUCCAGUAAAAUGUUUCUCAUGACAAAAGGACAGAAAUAUUUUCGGCUCAAGGAAAAUUACAUUUCCGGCGCUUUCGGCGAUAGGCUCUACACACCCAGCGAAACAUUCAAAGUCGCGAAACUCUUGGGCAAAAACAGAGACGAAGUGUUCGAGCGUGGAAAAUGGACCGGUGGUACGGAGUCGGUGAUGUUUAACAGUCUCGAAGAAAUAGCAGCGGAAAAGCAUCCGGCGACGCCUUUUCUGAACUCGAGGCUCAGCAGAGCCUUGGAAAAGGAAUCGAACGAUACGUAUCUGCCGACGAAAAUCAACUGGGUGGUGCAAAGUUCGGCCGUGGACUUUCUUCACCUCAUCCUGGUGAACAUGCGCUGGCUAAUGGGCAGAAAUGCUCGGCUCUGCUUGACCUUUCACGACGAGGUUCGCUACCUGGUAGCGUCCAAGCACAAGUACAAUGCCGCCCUGGCUAUGCACGUGACAAAUCUGAUGGUUCGCUCGUUUUUCGUCUCGCGGCUUCAAAUGAAGGACUUGCCCAUGUCCGUGGCUUUUUUUACCGGCGUCGAGGUCGACUCGGCACUGAGGAAGGAAGCCUCCUCCGAUUGCAAAACCAUGUCGAAUCCGCAUGGACUCAAAGAGGGAUACGGCAUCGAGCCCGGCGAGAGCUUGAAUGUUUGGACUGCCAUUGAGAAGAGCAAAGGUUGCGUAGGUACCAUCAAUUUAGAUUCCAAAAAGUAAUGUUAAUUUUUCAAUGAUAGAUGCGUCCAUGCAAUAAAUGUUAUAUAUUUUUUUUUAAUAAAAUUUUAA
This is a messenger RNA of Trichogramma pretiosum, 3515 nucleotides long. RefSeq names its product DNA polymerase subunit gamma-1, mitochondrial (gene tam). The coding region runs from base 99 to 3446 and encodes 1115 amino acids. NCBI's taxonomy places the organism in Eukaryota, Metazoa, Arthropoda, Insecta, Hymenoptera, Trichogrammatidae. Gene Ontology annotation, molecular function: DNA binding; 3'-5' exonuclease activity; DNA-directed DNA polymerase activity. Gene Ontology annotation, biological process: mitochondrial DNA replication. The transcript has a single exon. Gene Ontology annotation, cellular component: mitochondrion; gamma DNA polymerase complex. The record is from RefSeq and is a predicted model, not a curated record.